ACUAACCUUAACUUAUUACUAUUAUUUUUUAAAUCAACUAAAUUAAUUAAACCUCUUUCUUUCCCCUAUAAUCCCACCAUUUACAUAAUCUCUCACCUCAACACACUUACUCCAUCAUCAUAUCAUAUAAAUCUCCUCUUUCUCCCUCCUUUUUUCUUUUGUAUUUUUAACCAUAAAUUUAUGAUAUUCUUCACUUUUUAAGACAACCCUUUUAAAUUAAUUAAGGAUCACAUACAAUUGAUUCUUGUGUUUUGUUUUUGUUUUGUGGUGUCUCCAAUUCAAUAAUUAAUCUAUAUCAUGGUUAUGGAUAAUAGACAUAGAAUGAGUUCAUAUGUUUCUCAUGAACAAGAUGACCCUCAGAGCUCAUCAGAGAAUGGAGCGCCCGACUCUCCAUUCUCCGGCGAUGACUCUAGAGCCACCGCCACCGCACCUUCUCCGAAGAAAAGCAGGAGGAGCAUACAAAAGAGAGUGGUAUCAAUUCCAAUAGGAGAUGUAGAUGGAUCAAGGAGCAAAGGUGAAUCAUAUCCACCGUCUGAUUCAUGGGCUUGGAGAAAGUACGGUCAGAAACCCAUCAAAGGCUCUCCUUAUCCCAGGGGAUAUUAUCGAUGUAGUAGCUCCAAGGGUUGCCCUGCUAGAAAACAAGUAGAAAGGAGCCGUGUGGACCCCAAAAUGCUGAUAAUCACCUAUGCUUGUGAACACAAUCAUGCUCUACCAACUACCAAACACCACCAUCACCACCACAACAACCACAAUCAAACACCACCACCCAGCAACGCCGUCACGUCAAGUGUUCCCUCUCCCGAGACUCCACCUGCAUCUAUAACUCCGUCUGAUUCCACCGAGGACGGUAGCGAGGAACCGUCUCCCUCUCCGUCGUCACCGUUGCACAUGAAUCCAUUUGGUGAUCCACCUCACUUAGAGUUCGUUGGUGAUACUUUGAUGUUAGGAAAUAUUGGGAUUGAGUACAAUUGGAUAUCUGAUUUGUCAUUCUACACGCCGGCUCUUGUGGGCCCCAAAUGUGAUGAUACUGACGUGGCAACAUUUCCAAUGAAAGAGGAAGAUGAGUCCUUAUUUGGUGACUUGGAUGAACUCCCUGAAUGUUCUUUAGUUUUUCGCCAUGCCCAAGGAAGCAUCGACACGUGUACCACCGCCACUCCGAUAUGUGGUAGUACAUGAUAAAGGGGGGAAAAAACUUGAUUUUGUAAAAUUUUUUUUACUACUUCCUUCGUUUCAAAAUAGUUGAAAUUCUUUUAAAUAUCAUAAAUCGGUUUAUUUCUGACAACCAAAAUUAAAGAGGAGCAGUUAUUUUGAAGCGAAGGAAGUAGUAUUAUUUUUAAACUCACCGUUAGUCGUCUUGGUUGGGUUUUGCAAAUUUAUGGUGAUUUUUAGUUGUUAAUGGAACACCAAGAUGUGUUGUUAAUUAUACUAUACUACAAAGAGUUGAUGAAUGAUCCACGGAAUUCACACAAUUUUUUGCUUGA
Spinacia oleracea (spinach) is the source of this 1481-nucleotide messenger RNA. RefSeq names its product probable WRKY transcription factor 65. Gene Ontology annotation, cellular component: nucleus. The record is from RefSeq and is a predicted model, not a curated record. The transcript has 3 exons. Gene Ontology annotation, biological process: regulation of DNA-templated transcription. Bases 298 to 1176 code for a protein of 292 amino acids. Lineage: Eukaryota; Viridiplantae; Streptophyta; Magnoliopsida; Caryophyllales; Amaranthaceae. Gene Ontology annotation, molecular function: DNA-binding transcription factor activity; transcription cis-regulatory region binding.